UAAGGCUGUGUUAGGCUUUCCUCUGCUCUCCAGAUGCAAGGUGUCUUUAGCAAAGGCCAAUUAGCAAAGGCCAAUUAGCAAAGGCCUUAAAUGUGAGAGCGGGAGGGAAGCUCUGCCUGUCACUGACUGCAGGCUUCACAGAUGGAGACACUGCUGCAAGAGCUCACCUCGGCUUCCAAGCUCUUAACAGACUUUAAGGAGAUGUAUGAGUAUGAGACACGUUUAAAAACCUUCACCAAGUGGCCCUUCCAGGAAAACUGCAAGUGCACUCCAGAGAAUAUGGCAAAGGCUGGCUUCAUCCACUGUCCAAGUGCAAAUGAACCAGAUGUGGCAAAGUGUUUCUUUUGCUUGUUAGAACUGGUGGGCUGGGAACCCAAUGAUGACCCAUGGGAGGAGCACACCAAACGUCACACCUGUGAGUUUUUAUCCCUUCCCAAGCACUUUGAUGAGCUGACAAUGGAGGAGUACUACAUGCUGGAGAUGACACGGCUGAGGACCGUCAUUUGCAAGGUUGGCAGCCGCACGAUAAACUCUUUCCAAGAAGAAGUCGCUGCGACGAGGCAGAGGCUCGUGAAUUACUUUGGCUCCAGACCCUCGCUCCCGGCGCCGCCGCCCCUCGGGGCUGAGCCUGCAGCCCAGCAGCCAGGAGGCUCCGCUGCCGCCCAAAAGGAGCCCGGGACAAGUGAGCUGUGACCCUCGGCUCUACAAGUGUCUCCUACUCUGGUGCAAACCUUGCUGUCUUUUUGUGAGCGCGCAUCCAAAGCUGAGCAGGUGCGGGAGGCAGUGGAUUAGAGCGCUGCUGCUGGAUCAGGAGUGAGAGCAGACUGUCUCUCACAGCGUGCUCUCUCGGUAAGGCAGGCUGGGGAGCUCAGAGUGCUUCCACUACCCUGACAGUGGGUGAAAAAUGUCUAAGCAAAUACUCCAGUUCUGGUUUUUAGCAAGCUGACUUUGUUUUUGAAUAAAGAUUUACAACAAGA
Messenger RNA from Serinus canaria (Common canary), 977 nucleotides. Its product is annotated as baculoviral IAP repeat-containing protein 5.1-like. The coding region runs from base 142 to 693 and encodes 183 amino acids. The transcript is spliced from 4 exons. The record is from RefSeq and is a predicted model, not a curated record. NCBI's taxonomy places the organism in Eukaryota, Metazoa, Chordata, Aves, Passeriformes, Fringillidae.